Molecule: messenger RNA, 1550 nt
Organism: Pistacia vera
Lineage: Eukaryota; Viridiplantae; Streptophyta; Magnoliopsida; Sapindales; Anacardiaceae
Exons: 9
Coding region: 1-1443 (480 amino acids)
Source: RefSeq, a predicted model, not a curated record
AUGGUGAAAGUCAUGAUGGUGGUGGUGCUGGUGCUGGUUGCUGGCGCUGGCGCUGGCAGUGCCGUGGCCGUGGCGGUAGAGUUGGGAAGUGAUAAUACAAGGGCAUGUCACGCGCUUGGGGACCGUAAAUGUGAGCAUGCUAUGAAACAUGGAUCAGAAUGUUACCUUGUUGUUACCUUGGAUGGUUUGUUAGAUAGUGUAAGGAAGAAUGUGAGGUUGAAAGAAUCGCUCUACACUGUUAAGAGUAUAAAGGAAUAUGGUAUGCACUUGGACAAGUUGAAUCGACUUCAAACAGGUACCAACAACUCAUGUUUUCCAGCUGGCAUUUAUGAUGCAAAGCAGUUUGACGUGAAUGCAAAACCAAAUAAACAUUUCUCUGAAAGAGACUCUAAUAGAAGCAUGGAUUCAACCCUAUCUGGCCACUCAAUGUAUGUUGAUUCAGACAUUUCAGAAGAACUUCGGAAUAAGGUCUUUGAGGCAGCUGCUAGAGAAGGUGCUACACUUGUAGAUCAAUGGUUUGUUGGUUGCAAUGCAAGUCAUGUAGUAUGUGAAGAGACUUCUGUCCAGAGAUAUCUUGGCCUUUCUAACAACAUUGUCACGCCUCUUUGGGUUCUGAAAACAGCAAAGGAGAAGAAUGUGCAGAGGCUUGUUCACAUGUCAGCUGAUUUGGCCAGGCAGGUUGGAACUAUGCUUGAAAAUCUUCAAAAUGGCACUGUAAGAGAGGAAAUUAAUGGUGGAAAUGUUCCUCAAGAUGGUAAGAGCUGUAUAAGUAAAGCAAGCUAUGAAGAAAGGCAACAGAUUGUAAAUUUGGCUAAAACUGGUGUCAGAAAUCGGCGUGGUCGUCGUAUGCAGACUUGCCAAACCCCAAUACGUCCAUUAACCCCAAGUAGCCUUCUGGAUUCAAUAUGCUGGUCUGUCUCUGAGCCAACUUCAACUGCUUCUAUAUACACAGACUCUUUCAGUGGUGAGGAUGUUAGUGAACAUCAGUCAUCCAUAUUCUUUGAUGCAAAGGAGGAUAGCAAGUAUUCAGAAGCUUCAUUUGCUAACUUGACCAGAUUGCUUACAGAAAGUGAAAAAAGCGAGUUGAUAUUUAAGAACCAUUUUCUGACCAUACUCUUUCCUGUUGAUCGAUUUACUGAGAUGGGGCCUUCUUCGCGAACAUAUUUCAGUGAUAAUGGCUUCACAUGUUUGCAGGUGUUAGAUCAUAUCUAUGAAUUUUAUCAGGAGAACAUGUCACCUCAUGAGAUCAUUUCAGCUAUUCACACUGAUUCAAGGCAUGCUGACCGGCUACGUGCGGUGUACUCCAGUAAAGAGACAGCAGAGCACGGUUAUGUAAAUUUUAAACGAAUUGAAUUCUUAGGAAGCCGUAGAAGUUUUGAGAUGUUGAAGCACGUAAGCGGGGAUAACAAUAGUAAUGUAUAUGAGCUCUUGCUGAGAGCAUGAUAUUAUCUUAACAGGGUUGCAAGUCCCCUUGUACUCGUUUCAACACAACAGUGCUGGUGAUACUGACUUGUCAGCUACACACAAUAAUCCCUGUGCCUCCAUUAGGU